Protopolystoma xenopodis is the source of this 429-nucleotide messenger RNA. The record is from the annotation of a GenBank genome assembly. Lineage: Eukaryota; Metazoa; Platyhelminthes; Monogenea; Polystomatidea; Polystomatidae.
AUGCCGGCAUCACCAGCACGCCAUUGGCACCGACACCAACAACACCAACAACACCACCGCCAUUUCCACCAAACCGGACUGUCGGGACUGGCUUGGCCACCAGCUUGCCUUGGUCACAAUAUACACUCUGGCCUUGUCAAUGAGGCGGCGGCGGCGGCGACACAUCAGCUCGGACGAGACGCCUUCGUGACGGUCCAGGUGGGAUUGAAGUCACCUUCGUUACACUUCACUGUUGGCAACAUCUCAUCGCACCGAUCAGCGCACCAACCCAUCUGCCUCGUAGUACUUGGGCUUUUUGAACUGUUUCCCUUCUUCAUCUUCAAGUCAAGUAAAGCGGUUGGUACGACUGCUGCUGAUGAUGAUGAUAAUGAGGAUGAUGGCAUAGCAGGGACGAAUGAAAUGUUUUCAUCCAGCCUUCCGGAUGAGUAG